Molecule: messenger RNA, 3621 nt
Organism: Chelmon rostratus (copperband butterflyfish)
Lineage: Eukaryota; Metazoa; Chordata; Actinopteri; Chaetodontiformes; Chaetodontidae
Gene: cdadc1
Product: cytidine and dCMP deaminase domain containing 1
Exons: 11
Coding region: 336-1910 (524 amino acids)
Biological process (GO): dUMP biosynthetic process; dTMP biosynthetic process
Cellular component (GO): cytoplasm
Molecular function (GO): dCMP deaminase activity; zinc ion binding
Source: RefSeq, a predicted model, not a curated record
CAGCAGCGGUAGGGACAACUCUUGAAAAAAAAUAUGAACAAUUCCUGAACAGUAUAUAAAUAAUACUGGACUGUGUACAAAAACCUAGCUUUAUUGAAUUCAUUUUUUUAUUAAUGUUGCGUAUUCUGUAAGUAAGUUGGUCCAAAUUACAUUUGCUUCUGUAGCGAAAAGCUAAGGUAAUUUGGUCUGCCGUCGGACUUUUAUAUUGAAAUAACUGAUCGGAAAUGGUGUUUCAUCUGCUUAGCUCGACGCUGUAUUCCGGGUUAAUACCAAUUCUGGCUGAACUGCAAUCGUAUUGCCAGGUCGAAGCGUUAUACGGCUAGCUGGCGGGCUGGAUGGAAGGUUGCGACAUGCCGAACCGAGCCGAGCCAAGCCAGUUCAGGCCAGGUCGAGAUACGAGAGAUAGCAGCACGCAGACUGACAGCAGAAUACAAGGCCAUGAUCCCAGGUUGUCAAAGGUGAACCUGUUUACCUUGUUGAGUUUGUGGAUGGAGCUCUUCCCACAGGAGCAACCUGAAGAGGAUGACCACAGUCAGGUCCGUGGGAUGGGUCUGGUGGUGGUGCGGGACAGUAAGGUGGUGGGACUCCACUGUUCAGGACCUGAGCUCCACGCAGGGCAGGCAGCCAUCAUCCACCAUGGCGCCUGUCUGGCCGACUGUCAGUUGUACUUCUCCAGGAGACCCUGUGCUACCUGCCUGAAGAUGAUCAUCAACGCUGGAGUCAGUCAGAUCUCCUUCUGGCCCGGAGACCCUGAGGUCAGCAUGCUGAGGUCCACCUCUGCAAACGUAUCCAACUCCCACUCCCGCAGUCGACCCGACGGCAUCGCAGAGGAGGCUGUGCUGGACGCCAUGGUAACAGAGAAGCUUAAGUCCAACAGCCGUUCUCACAUCUGUGUGCUGCUGCAGCCGCUGGCUCCUGGCCUGGCGCAGUUUGUUUACGAGACGUCCAGAGAGUGUGAUUUCAUGGAGAGAGCGUCUGAUGAUGAACCAGGGCUGAACACACAGGAGAUCUUCAACAGAGAGAGGUUGAGACACCUGAGGGAUUUCUCCAGACAGUUCCUGGUUGAGAAGUCUCUGGAGCACCGGGCCAUUUUGACCCACAUGGGUCUGGAGAACUUCUGCUUGGAGCCGUACUUCUCCAACCUGAGGAAUAACAUGAGGGAGCUGGUGGAGGUUCUAGCUGCAGUGGCUGCCGGGCUGCCACAGCAACACUACGGCUUCUACAGGGAACAACAUUCUACCACCGAGCCAUCGCUAGCCAAGUCCUUACUGCCUGUUCAUCAUGAUGGACUCUCCCAAGAGGGGGCUCGCCAUUGCAUCAUCCAAGCCAGGCUGCUGGCUUAUAGAACAGAGGACCCUAAAGUGGGCGUGGGCGCUGUGAUCUGGGCCAAAGGACAGUCGGCUGGCAGUGAUGGAACAGGGUGUCUGCACCUGGUGGGCUGUGGGUACAACGCUUACCCGGCAGGCUCACACUACGCCGAGUACCCCCAGAUGGACGACAAACAGAAGGACAGACAGAGACGCAAAUACAGAUACAUUGUCCACGCAGAGCAGAAUGCCCUCACCUUCAGGACUCGAGCUAUCAAAGCGGAAGAGCCCACCAUGCUGUUUGUCACUAAAUGUCCGUGUGACGAGUGUGUCCCUCUGAUCAGAGGGGCCGGCAUCACACAGAUCUACACCAGCGACCAGGACAGGGACAAGGACAAGGGGGACAUUUCCUACCUGAGGUUCAGCGGCCUGAAGAACAUCAGCAAGUUCAUAUGGCAGAGGAGCCCUUCAGCCGGCUCUGUGUCCUCUUCUCACCAUGCCAAUGGUUGUGUGGGGAAGCACAGCAGGCAGGCUGAGCAGGAGAGCCACAGCAACAAGAAGCUGUGCACCAGCACAUCGCACAACUCGCCUCCUGUUAGCUGAGCGGCGGAUGGGUGGACGGACAGAUAAAUGGAUACAGCAAAAAAAGCAUUGGAUCGUGCUUUUAGCUGACAUGCCACAGAUUUGAUCUUUUGUGGUUGAGUGAAUACAGCUGGAACCGGGAGGAAUCGGAAUAUUGUUUUCUCCCUCAAGAUCAAAUCUGUGCCAUAUAAGCUUUUUGCUUUUUUUGGGGAGACUGAUCAUUGGCCAGUCUGUACGUUACGGAAUAAGAACAAAAACAUUCACAAUUUUCAUGUGUCCCUCUGACUGUUCAAUCUGCAUCUGCAUGUUUAUGCUGCAACUCUGGCAGCUUACAGGUGGAGACUGGCAUAAUUGACACCAAAAAGGCUGAACUACCAAAGGCUGCUUUAAAUUGACGUUUUUGGUGAUUGGUGAAUGGAGGACAGUCUAUGUCCUUUACGGCUCAAAUCCAAGAAGUGGGAGCCCUCCUUUGAACAGCUUUCCUUCUGCUGUAUCUUUUGCGUCCAGUCAUUGAGAAGUCCUUGGCAGUGGGUUGGAGCGAAGAGACCAACUGAAGGCCGUACAACAGGAUGACCUCAUAGAGAAACCACAAAGAAGGGAUGGAUGGAUGGAACAGUGAUGGAAGAGGUAAGAGGACACAUGUGGACAUUGGACAAUUUGAAAUGAAGGGGAAAAAGAGGGGAAAUGGGUAUACCACAUUAUAGAUAAAUAUAGAUAUUUAAAAUCAUAUUUAAACUAUAUGAUGUGGAUUUCUUCAUGUUAUUCUAUUUUUGUGUAAGUGGUGAAUAGUUUAACUGGUGUAUGGAUGUAGAGACAUUCAUAGAUUCCAAAAAAGUUGGGACGCUGUGUAAAAUGUAAAUAAGAACAAUGCAGUGGUUUGCAAAUGAACUGCUUUUCCUGUUUCCUGUAUUACUUCAAGUCUGUUAAGUAACAUUAGCAAUUAGCAAGUUAUCACAAUCUGUUUUAUCUAUGUUUUACCCGGCAUCCCAUCUUUUCCUGGAAUCGGGGAUGUAUGCGUGCACAGGUUACCAUGGGUGUAGCCCCUGCUCUCCAGGAUGUUGACUUGAACACGGUUUGGACUUGCACAUGCUGUGCAACACUGCAGCAUCUCUGUGUAUGUUUUACUUGAAAGGCUGCUCCUGUGAGAAAAGUUUAUUUAGGAUUAUAUUCCAAUUAUAUUGUUUUUAACUUGAUUCGGACAAAAGUAAAAUGCAGUUUGCGCCUCAGGCUCGAAAGCAAAUCUCUCCUCGGCGCAGACAAAGAGGCAACAACAUCCCUCUGAAUGAAAGGAUGCAUUACAAGAUUUAGCUUCAGUAAGACUGAACAUUAUCAGUGGCAUUGGAGCAAACCUUUUUUUUACAUCAAGCAAUCGAUUUAUGCACAGUACUAUAAAGGUGUUGGAUGAGAUGCUUCCUGAAGCAGCUUUAAGAAAGAAGGAACACACACUUUACUCUUGUGUUAUUUAUCAUCAUUUAUCUUCAGUGUUGAAUUAUUUUUCUGCACGAGAACCUGUUCUGCUUGCACUAAAUGUCAUACCUUCUGCUGUUGGUACGAUAAUACGCUGUUCAAGUGUUGCUGUAAUUUGGCAAAUGAUGCCAAAAGACUGAAUCUAAGACUGUGCCUCUGCACGCGAUCCAGAAGACAUGUGCUUUCGUGUUAAAAAACACUUUUAACCAUCUUUCCCGGCUGAGAUUUAAAAAAAAAAUGCGCACAAAACGAAAAAUAAAGAGGU